This is a messenger RNA of Trichoderma breve, 741 nucleotides long. RefSeq lists its product as uncharacterized. Bases 1 to 741 code for a protein of 246 amino acids. NCBI's taxonomy places the organism in Eukaryota, Fungi, Ascomycota, Sordariomycetes, Hypocreales, Hypocreaceae. The record is from RefSeq and is a predicted model, not a curated record. The transcript has a single exon.
AUGGUGGCAGAGGCACAGAAACGUAUCGAAUGGCUAUUGACAAAUAAGAACGUCAACCAUUGGUUUUCAUCAACCAAAUCACAGACAAUUCUUGUCAACGGCUAUGGUUCCUUGGAGCGCGUUACAACAAUGUCGAUUUUCUGUGCUAUGCUCGCACAGAGCUUAAACUCACCUGGCUCCCUCAUCGUCUUGAGUCAUUUCUGUGGCCUUCAGAUGCUUGACAGGAACUCACAAGAUGCAAAAGAGCAAAAAACGAGCGGCUUGUUAAGAAGCCUUCUGAUACAACUUCUGGCGCAGUGGAAAUUUCCCAAUAUUACUUGCCUCAAACACGACUUCAUAGAGAAGUUGAAGAGAACCAGUCCGAAUUGGAGCUCUCGCCGACAAGGGCGUCUUUUGCGUCGCCUGGUGGCUGAGCUUCCCAAAGCGACACCCAUCUUCAUCAUUAUUGAUGGCACCAAUUAUUACGAGAUUGCAGACUUGUGCGAUGUCAUGAAAGAAGCGGUGGAGGAAAUUAACGAACUUCUCUCUUCAAAGAGUGUGGAAACAAUGGUCAAAAUAUUAAUCACGAGUCCGACACGGUCAUUUGAUCUCAUCGAGUACUUCAAAACUAAUGAGAUUAUCAACGUGCCUGAAGACAUGGAUGACACUAUAACAAGAUUUUCUGAGUCCAGACUUAAGCUACAGUUUGAUUCUAAAGUGGAAGAUUUGAAGCACUCGUUGAGCAGAAACGAGUACAUGUGA